CGGCGUCGCGGGGCGGCGCAGCGCGGGCCCGGGCGCGGGGACCCGGCGGGCGCUCGGGCCGGGCAGCGCCGCCGCCGCGGGGCCAAGAUGUCGGUGGCGGGGCUCAAGAAGCAGUUCCACAAAGCCAGCCAGUUGUUCAGUGAAAAAAUAAGCGGAGCAGAAGGAACAAAGUUAGAUGAAGAAUUCCAAGAGAUGGAAAGGAAAAUUGAUGUUACAAAUAAAGCUGUAGCAGAGCUUCUAUCCAAAUCCACAGAGUAUCUUCAGCCAAAUCCAGCAUACAGAGCCAAGCUGGGAAUGCUGAACACUAUGUCAAAGAUCAGAGGACAAGUUAAAACCACAGGCUAUCCCCAGACAGAGGGACUCCUAGGAGACUGCAUGAUACGGUAUGGCAGAGAGCUUGGCGAUGAUUCUAUGUUUGGCCUUGCACUGCUGGAUGCUGGUGAGAGCAUGAAACAGAUGGCAGAGGUGAAGGACUCGCUUGAUAUUAACGUCAAACAAAAUUUUAUUGAUCCACUACAGUUAUUGCAAGACAAAGAUUUAAAAGAGAUUGGGCAUCAUUUGAAGAAACUAGAAGGACGCCGUUUGGAUUAUGAUUAUAAAAAGAAGCGUCUUGGAAAGAUACCAGACGAAGAGGUUAAACAAGCGGUAGAAAAAUUUGAAGAGUCAAAGGAACUGGCUGAAAGAAGCAUGUUCAAUUUCUUAGAAAAUGAUGUAGAACAAGUUAGCCAGUUGGCCGUGUUUGUAGAAGCAGCACUAGAUUACCAUAAACAAUCCACAGAAAUUUUGGAGGAUCUGCAGAGCAAGCUGCAAAACCGAAUAAAUGUAGCAUCUAGUCGGCCUAAACGUGAAUUUAAGCCAAAACCUGUGAUAACUACAACUCUGGAAAUUGGUGAUAAUCAGCAGCACAACGGGAUUGCUUAUAGUUCUUCCAUAAAAUCAUCAGAUUUUCCUCAUCUCCUGGAUACAAUUAUUCUCCCUGUCUCCUUGAUGGCUACAGUGGCGAUGAGAGAAGACCAACAUAAAAAAAAACAACAGAGCCAAACCACACAAAAGACAACGAAAGCUGACCUGUUCAUCCUACACAAAAAAAGUGCUUUAAUGCUUAAUUUCUCCUGUACAUAUUGACCCUAUCAAAAUGUAGACCUUUAAUAUCUCUGAUACUGUCACUCAGGGUAAGUAGUAUCUUGGUAUUCUGUGAAGCCGUGGCAAUCAACAGGACAGUUCAAAGCAAGCUGUGAUAUAUUCAGCACAACUACCGCAAUCCAGCUCUGAGUGUUGAAAUGGCUUUUCCUGUGUUUUACUCUCAGGAAAAAGUAUCAGCUUCUUGGAGCAGAGAUAGCAUUUGCGUUUGUACAGUCACUAACACACGGGGAUUAUUUACUACUAGUUACUUGCACACCCUUGCAGGGCUAGAUUCACAGAAACCUCAUUUUAAGGCUGUGAAUUAUUUAGCUGCUUUGAUUAAGCACAGAUAACAGAUCUGUGUUUUUAUUAUAAUUUAUUAUUAUCCUCAUAAAUCAGCUGAAGCUAUGAGCAUCACCAGGCUCAUUUUAGAACUCUCUUGUGCUAUGUUAUGUCAUGCUUUUCAUUCUUUUUAUUUGUCAGGUUUCGCUAUGAUAUGAAAUUAAUGGGUCUGGAUGCCACAUGCUAGAAUUUAACAUAAGCAUCUUAAUGUUUACUCACUUCAGCUGGAAGACUCGGGUUAAUCUUCUUAGAAAGCUUCCAGUUUGUAAUGAUUAAAGUAUAAUUUUGCUACCAUAUGUGUAUGACAUGGUAUAGAAGACAAAGUAGAUGCAGGUACAGGCAAUAACUCCCUUUGGGGAAGACAAGCAAACAAACAAAAAACCAUACCAGCAUUGAAUGGCAUGCUAGUUUCAUUCCACAGCACUCCAGAAAUCAUAGACAGCUUCCUGCUUAGCCUGUUUUUGCGGUGUUUUGGGUUUUUUUCUGUUUGUGCUGCUCAGGUUUGAAUGGUCUGGAGAUAAAGGACAGGUUAUCUUUGAAUGUGACAGUGAAGUAUGGCUUAAUUUCUGGAGAAAUUAGGGAGGCGUGCAUGGUGUUGCAAAUUAACAUAAACCCUCUUUGCAAAAAAAAAAAAAAGAAUGCAACUUUUUGUAGCUUAAAUCUCUGCAGCAGGAAAGGAUGUGCAAGUAUUUAAUAGAGACAAAAAGGCUGGAAACGUGUUGCCAGUUCUGUGAUGUUAAACAGUGUGUGUUGCAGCCUGCCGGGCAGUGCUGUCCCCAUUACCUUUCUCAGGGAAGCUUUGUCUCAUUGGAUUGCACAGUAGCAGCAGCUGCCUGACUAAUGAAGACUUUGACUGAUCUUAGAGCCUGGAGUGAAACUGGUUAUACCGGCUAUGACCAUUAUUUAAAAGUCUUUCUAGGUUGCCAGACAUUUCUUUUCAGUUCUUCAGAGCUUAAAAUGAACCAAAUGUGAUCCAUCUGAUGUCAGAAAUUAACUGGCUGGCAAUAAUAAAUGAGCCCCAUUGGAGCAGCUGGUGAGAGCACGGAACUUUGUCAAUUAUUCAGAGCGCUGCUUUCUGCUGUUGACGGCUCCACUGAGCUGGUACCAGUUUUACCUUGGCAAAGCCUGAAAAUAGCUCAGCUGUUUUUGAACACAAUCAGUCCGUUCUUGUUGGGAAACUGUGGCUCAUCUUGUUGUUUUCUGCUUGGACUGUUUCAGCAAAAAUAUGUCCAGAUCCAAGCUUUCACCUGUGCCAUUGUGUUAGACUUCCCCGGGCAGAGGACAAGUCUGGAGGUGUUAACAGCAAUGUUCUGAGGAGGUUUUACUGAGAGGGAUCUCUGUGUUGACAGCUGUCUUUUAUUGUUAUAAAUAAAAGCUCUUCUAUUGUUAUGAAGGAUAAAUCAUACCCACCAAAUAGAAAAGUAAUUGGUACUUCCCAAUUUUAACACCAAAUAUUACCCUAAUUGCAUUAUUGUCAAUUAAAAAGAUGCUUUCACCUGUUCUCAUUUACCACAAUGAUCACCAGAAUAGUUGUCAGCUGGUUUCCUUAAGAGUCUUCUCCUAACUCCUUUGCUAGAAAAUGUCUGAACAGUUACUUUAAAUACUCUCCUUGCAUAUCACUAUGAUAAGCAGAUUACAAUGCAUUUUGGCAUGCAUAUUUAACAUCUUAGCUAUGAUUUCUGUAUUGCAUUACCAACUGUGUGCGGAUUUACCUGACAAAAAUUCUUCUUCAAGGCGACUGCAUGCUUAGCACAUGCGAGAGCUGGGGAGAGAGCUGAGAACAGAUUUUUGAGAAUUGUUGCACUGUUGUAAAUAAGACAACCUGAAAACCUUAAUAUUUGAGAGGUUACAGUGCUGUAAUGUAUAAGUACUAGAGUAUUCUAGAGUUGUCAUGUUAUAAUGUGUUUUACUGCUGUUUACAUGGCAGGAGGGUGGAAUCUUUGCUCUUAUUCUUCCUUUAUAAAUAUAUUUCAAAUUGUCAGCCUUUUACUUGGCUCUGCCUUAUAUACGUCUAAAAAUCUGUUACGGCUUAACUUCAGCUGCACCUCUGGCUACUCUUUGGCCACAGCGCUAAGCUUUACCCUUUGAACAUUAGAUUACAUUUUAUUAGAAUAAAUUAUUGUUCAUAAAUAUGUAUGAAUUAAUGUAUCCAUACCACAAAUCUAAGCCAAUUAACACUCCUUCGUGAGAGUACCUUUGAAAAAGGUGAUUGCAUUUACAAGGUUAACUUGCUUUGCUAAUGAUGAUUCUAUUUUGUACUUUAUGUUUAUAUUCACUUGUUUUCCUGUAAAUAUAUGUACUUACUACUAUGUUUGCAUAUGGUACCAUUAAUAUUUUAAAAGAGUAAUUUGGAAUUAAGAUCUUUAUAGAAGGGCAAACAGCCCGAGUCAUAAAAACAGACGGAUACUGUACUGGAAAACUUCAUCUGUGAAAAAGCUGGACAGGCACGAUUGUUCCUAGCAUAACCUUUGCUUUAGUUCAGAUGAAGGGUAUGUACAACAAAGGAUUUGAAGACACAGUUCCACUGGCCAGCACUCCAAAGAGACCAGACUGAUUUUGACAACUGUGAUUACUCAAACUGUCAGUUUAAGAUAAAACAUCCUUUUGAAAGGGAAGGCAACUAGGAAUUAAAAUAGAUUAGCACAUGAACUUAAGGGAGAAACCGAAUUAUGCGUUAAAACUAAUUAUCACUAAUACUACUUUUUAUAUGUGGAAGGAGCAAAUGUUAAUGGGUCAAAGCAAUGGAAAAACUGUUCAUGACAGCAAGGUUAGAUUUUUUUUUUUCACCCACUGUUUUAUGCUUAGUGGCUGGUGGGAAUGCUGUAAAGCUCUAUUAAUGUGUUUUUCUUUGUCUGUCAC
This is a messenger RNA of Cuculus canorus (common cuckoo), 4323 nucleotides long. RefSeq names its product SH3 domain containing GRB2 like 3, endophilin A3 (gene SH3GL3). NCBI's taxonomy places the organism in Eukaryota, Metazoa, Chordata, Aves, Cuculiformes, Cuculidae. The coding region runs from base 88 to 1125 and encodes 345 amino acids. The record is from RefSeq and is a predicted model, not a curated record. Gene Ontology annotation, molecular function: protein binding. The transcript has 10 exons. Gene Ontology annotation, biological process: endocytosis; synaptic vesicle uncoating. Gene Ontology annotation, cellular component: presynapse; glutamatergic synapse; cytoplasm.